Molecule: messenger RNA, 4297 nt
Organism: Hordeum vulgare subsp. vulgare (domesticated barley)
Lineage: Eukaryota; Viridiplantae; Streptophyta; Magnoliopsida; Poales; Poaceae
Product: kinesin-like protein KIN-7I
Exons: 33
Coding region: 181-4038 (1285 amino acids)
Biological process (GO): microtubule-based movement
Molecular function (GO): ATP binding; microtubule binding; microtubule motor activity
Source: RefSeq, a predicted model, not a curated record
CAGCGUUCUUCGGCCCGCUUCACACUUUCUGCGAGCGGGAAUACGAAAUUAGCCGCGGACACCCACGAAAUCCGAGCCCCCGCAGCCCCACUCCCCUUGCUUCCUCUCACCAGACCCAGACCCCCAAACCCCACCGCCGGCCCGCCCCGGCGGAGUCCUUUCGACCCGCGGCGGCCGGCGAUGGACCGGAUCCACGUCACCGUGCGCGCGCGGCCGCUCCAUCCGGAGGACGCGCAGAGCAGCCCGUGGCGGAUCUCCGGAAACACCGUCGCGCUCACCGCCCAGCCCUCUAUUCGCUUCGAGUUCGACAGGAUUUUCGGCGAGGACUGCCACACGGCCGACAUCUACGGGGCCCGCACCAAGCACAUCGUCGACUCUGCCGUGCAAGGGUUCAACGGCACUGUUUUUGCAUAUGGACAAACUAACAGUGGAAAGACCUAUACAAUGAGAGGAUCGGCUAAUGAACCUGGAAUAAUACCGCUUGCGAUUCAAGAUUUAUUUAGAAGUAUACAGCAGCAUAUGGAUAGAGAGUUUCUUGUCCGCAUGUCUUAUAUGGAGAUUUAUAAUGAAGAAAUAAAUGAUCUUCUUGUCCCAGAACAUCGAAAAUUGCAGAUUCAUGAGAAUUACGAGAGAGGCAUAUAUGUUGCUGGCUUAAGCGAGGAAAUUGUGACGUAUCCUGAACAAGUUUUAAAUUUUGUGUCGUUUGGAGAAUCCCACCGUCAUAUUGGGGAGACAAAUAUGAAUGUCUACAGCAGCCGUUCUCAUACCAUAUUUCGCAUGGUUAUUGAGAGUCGAGAUAAAGCUGAUGACAGUGACACAGGAGAUUCUUGUGAUGCUGUUCGAGUUUCUGUUCUGAAUCUGGUAGACUUAGCUGGUUCAGAACGUGCUGCAAAGACCGGUGCAGAAGGUGUGAGACUUAAGGAGGGUUCCCACAUUAACAAAAGUCUAAUGACUCUUGGAACAGUAAUCAAGAAACUAAGUGAAGGCAUAAAGGGCCAGGGGGGGCACGUUCCUUACCGAGAUAGUAAGUUGACAAGGAUAUUGCAACCUGCUCUGGGUGGAAAUGCUAACACAGCUAUUAUUUGUAAUAUAACACUUGCACAGAUCCAUGCAGAUGAGACUAAAAGCAGCUUGCAAUUUGCUAGUAGGGCAUUACGUGUUACAAAUUGUGCAGAAAUCAAUGAGAUUUUGACGGAUGCCGCUCUUUUAAAGCGCCAAAGAAAAGAAAUCGAGGAACUUCGAGCAAAACUUAAGAACUCUCAAAGUGAACACUUGGAUGAAGAUGUUUUGCACUUGAGGAACACCCUGCUACAGAGUGAACUGGAAAAAGAGAGAAUUGCUUUAGAGUUGGAGGAGGAAAGGAAAGCUAAAGAGCAACGCGAGAAGAGGUUGCUUCAGCAAGCAAAAAAAAUCGAAAAUCUUAGUUCGUUGGUUUUAAAUUCAGAGAGAGAUGAUAGGGCCAUUGUUUCUAGUAAGAACAAAAGAAGGCAAACAUGGUGUGCUCGACCCCUGUCGAAUGAAUUCAGUGUUGAGGUUCAAGAACCUGCUGAACAAGGCUCUUCAAGCAGCUCGGUUCGUGACGAGCGUAACAUGGCGAUGCCCCCACGUUUUGAAGAGCUAAUGCAAGAAAACUAUGCCAGCAAUGGCGAGCCUUCUGCUCAUGGUUGUUCAUUCACUGAUCUAUCGAAUGAAGUUGUUUCUCUUCCUGAUGCACAUGCUUUGUGGCAUGUUACCAGCAGAAGAAAGCCAAGUACAAUGAAGAAAUCAGAUCAAGAGCAACUUAGGGGGGCAGUGCCUGAACUACCCCAAGACCCUAAUGAGUGGAAAGAUGCCAUGCUAAGUCAAGAACCUAGUGGCUUAUCUGCACGAGAGUCCGAGGCAAUUCUUGUCAUUAAACAGCUUCAAGACCAGGUAAACUCGCUGGAGUUAGAGAAGAGUUUGAUUCAAAAUAAUUUGGACGAUGUUCUGGAGGUGGCAACGCAGCAGAAGGCUUCUUUCAGUGAGAAGUAUGAAGAGCUUCACAAGAAUGUUCUGGCGGCACAAGAAGAAGCAAAAAUUGCUAGUGAGAAGCUAUCAGCUCUGGCUACUAUUGGAAAAUCCAAACAAGAACUAGCAGAUGAAUUCCUCAGCAAUGUGUUAAUGGAGACUCAAGGAAUAUCUGUGCAGAUGGAUCAAACAACCUACUCAGUCGACAAUGCUGUUUCCUUCAUUGAGGAACUCUUUCAGUGUCUGUCUGCGAUUGCAGAGAACGUAACUGAAUUCAAGCAGUCUGCUUACGGGCAUAUAAAACAAUCUGGUUAUGUGAUCAUGGAUCAUGAGAAAAUGUCAAAAACAUUGAUGGAGAAAAUCAGCAGACUUGAAUUGGAGAAGAAGCAUCUACACGAACAGUUCCUUAAUCAACGGGAUGAACUUCAGAGGAUGAAGUCCAGUCUGGAAAGCUGUGAGAAGGCCAAGGAUGAUUGUAUUCUUCAACAUGAACUCGAGAAGGAUAACAUUCUCUCACAGUUUCUAACUCUCCAAAGCAGUGAGAAGGCCAAGGAUGAUUGUAUUCUUCAACAUGAACUCGAGAAGGAUAACAUUCUCUCACAGUUUCUAACUCUCCAAAGCAGUGAGAAGGCCAAGGAUGAUUGUAUUCUUCAACAUGAACUCGAGAAGGAUAACAUUCUCUCACAGUUUCUAACUCUCCAAAAGGAAGUCUUGACCUUGUCAUCAUCUUCCUUGAUGAAAGAAAAGGAGUCUAUCCGAAAGGAACUUGAAAGAGUGAAAACAAAGUUAAGAGAGACUGACAACAAGCUGAAGAAUUAUGUUCAAGAAAAAAGAAAACUUGAGGGUGAAAAAGCAGAGGCACACAGAGAAAUAAAGAAGUUACAAAGCCAGAGGGCCCAUCUUGAACGUGAUUUAAGGAAACAUGAUUCUCUCACUGUUGAUAAAAGACAUGAAAUGAAUGUGAAGAAGCCAGAAGAACUUGCUGGAUUUUUUGAUCAAGCUGUGCAGUUGGAGGAGGACUACCAAAGGCUUGAGAUUCAUGCUUCUGAUAUGGAAGAUGAAAUUGCUUCUUUGCAAGAAACUUUAGCUACCUCAACUGCAGAGAAGGAAGACGCACUAUCUAAAGUGGAGUUUAUGGUGUUGGAACAGGAAGAUCUCGAAAACAGGCUUACUUCUGCAGAAUCAAAGAUAAAUUCCUUGAACGACGAGAUUGCUGUAUUGACCAAAAAACUUAAUGAAUCUGAGUCUUUUGGUAAAAAAAUGGAGGCUUCUCUCAGUUCUGUAUCAAAGGAAAAAGAAGACUUGGGAAUGCAACUUACUGAUGUUCUUCUGGAAAUGGAAUCUGAAAGAUCAAUGUGGAUAGCCAAGGAGAAAGCAUAUUUAGAAACUAAGCAGCAAUUGGAUAUAUGCACUGAUGAGAAUAGUAAAUUAUCAGAAGAUUUGAUUAAGGUGAGACAAGAUCUGGUGCAAUGUAGAGAAUUGUUGAAAACUCUUGAAGACAAAAUGAUCCUUUCUGUGGAGCAUAACAUAAAUGAGGAAAAAUGCUGCAGGGAGAAUUGUGAAGAAUCAGAACAACUCGUGGAGAAAGGAAGAGAUAUUGAUAAUGAAAAUGCCGUAGAUGAAAAUGAACUUUGCAAGCAACUACAGCUUAUUUCGGAAGAACGCGACAGCUUACUUUCUAAGACGAAACAAAUGAACUUAGUGAUCAAUGAAUUACAAGCCUUAGUGGAGGUUUAUAAUAAUGAGUUACUACAGGCCAAAGCUAAUAUGGACGAGUUGAGCUGUCAGAUAUCUACCAUGGAGGUCAAGAUGCAAAAUGAUGCCUCCACCUACAACAAAGAGAGGACAAAGCUCCGCAUGCAAAUCCGGUGGUUGCAACCAGAGCUCGACGCAAACCGUGGAAGGCUUAAAGAGGCGGUAGAAGAAAGGGCGCUGAUGGAUGGGAAGUAUCAGGAAGCAACGGCCAUGCUGAAGAGAAAACUUAGAGAGACGUGCCGUGAGGUCCUGAGGCUGAGAGACGAGCUUAAGAGGCCAGAAGCCACACCAAACUGACGCAGUAACCUCUCUUCUUCGCAGCUAGAGUACUAACCUAGUGGAACCGUUUCACAUGUCGCCAGCAGCGAACAUUGUCUCAAUGCAGGUCUGACUCUUUCAGACUAGUGCUUGAGCCGGCUUCAUUAAUUAAGUUUGCCAGAUUGUACAGGCCUGGACCGCUGGUGCCUCGUGCAACCAAUAACUUUGCCAGCGUUCCGCUCAGAAGCUGUAAUAUACUCCGUAUUUGCUAAGGUGUCUAAUGAUUUGGGCUUGGACA